This is a messenger RNA of Striga hermonthica, 537 nucleotides long. The record is from the annotation of a GenBank genome assembly. Lineage: Eukaryota; Viridiplantae; Streptophyta; Magnoliopsida; Lamiales; Orobanchaceae.
AUGGCGAGCCCCUGCUACUUUCUCUCUCUACCUCUAUUAUCUGCUUUUCUUCUCUCUGUCUCAGCUUCCUCUUCUAGCGAAUGUGUGUACACGCUUUACGUCCAAACCGGAUCGAUCAUAAAAGCCGGAACGGACUCCAACAUCACCCUCACAUUGGGCGAUUCCAAAGGGCAAUCGGUUUGGAUCCAGAAUCUCAAGGACUGGGGCCUAAUGGGCCGUAAACACGACUACUUCGAAAGGGCCAACCUCGAUAUAUUCACGGGGCGAGGCCCAUGCAUAGGGGCGCCAAUUUGCAGGCUCAACGUGACUUCGGAUGGGUCGGGUCCCCACCCGGGCUGGUUCUGUGAUUUCAUUGAGGUGACGUCCACUGGGCCCCACAAGGGCUGCAGCCAAUCCAUCUUUUACGUGGACCAGUGGCUGGCCACAGAUGCCCCACCCUACCAGCUGUCGGCUGUUCUUGACGGGUGCAAGGAUAAGGCCCAGUUUGGUAAUGGGCCGCUUGCCGUGAGAAGGCACAUCGGCUCAGCUGCUGAGUAG